AUGCCUUUGAACUAUGCCAAAAUGCUGCUGAUCAUUAUCAUCCUACUCAGUUCUUUCCAAGCUUUUUCUGCGUGGACGAUCGUUGUGAUAGCUAUUUUUCGGAUGCUGUACGUUCGGACAGGGGUACGUGCUGUUAUUUUUUGCAGCAACGUUCGAGCUAGACUUGCAAUCACCUGCGUUUCAAUGCUUUCUAUCAUUCUUACUAUCCCGCUUGCUCUGGGACAUCGUGUGGUCCCAGUUCUGACCUCAUUCAACGACUCAGUCAACGGUACCCUCGGGAGUAACACAACAACCAGCUACACAGUUCAUUAUGCACCGAACGAAAUACUCCGAUUUUUUGUGUUCAUCACCACAGCAAUAUUGAUCAAAGCCUUGCCCGUAAUCAUUAUGUCAGUGGUCAGUAUUAUUUUGAUUGUUUCAAUACAUCACACCGAACGACGGUAUCGUGGAUUGCAGAAGGAUACGCACGAAAGGCGUCGGUUUCUUGCGCAUAUCGAACUAGACAUGCGGUCCAGGAUGGAACAGCAAGACUCUCGAGUGCCUACUGGACCAGAGAAUGGAUGUGGAUCGGGGCGUUCAGCCACAAAAUACAGUGGUGCAAAUUCUUACAUAUCCAGUGGACGUAACGCAAAUCAAACGACAUACAUGUUGCUCACAAUCAUUGUCCUCUAUGUAAUCACUAUUCUACCUCAGUUAAAGAUGCAGCUGGUGAACUCCUGUGAACAGACCGCGCUUAAUUCCACGCGGCGACACACUUUGGUCGAUGUUAACCAACGUUCUGGUGUAAUACAAGGGCAUCAUUCGUCCAACCUUGUCACUUUGAGCAGUGAGCGAGCUUGUCGGAUAAGCAACACUAUCUAG
This is a messenger RNA of Opisthorchis viverrini, 861 nucleotides long. RefSeq lists its product as hypothetical. The transcript is spliced from 2 exons. Bases 1 to 861 code for a protein of 286 amino acids. Gene Ontology annotation, cellular component: membrane. Lineage: Eukaryota; Metazoa; Platyhelminthes; Trematoda; Opisthorchiida; Opisthorchiidae. The record is from RefSeq and is a predicted model, not a curated record. Gene Ontology annotation, molecular function: G protein-coupled peptide receptor activity.